UCACACCUACACAGUGUGCGCGGUGCGCCAAAGUCAACCAUUGGGUGAUCGAGUAAAAAGCUUUCAUGCGUUUGAGCUCUCUCAACAACUUUCAGAUUUCCAGAUUAAAUUUAAAAUCCGCAAUGAGUAGCAGCAGUGGGAAGAAACUCAUUCAAAUUGAUGUCACCGCCGACACAGUUUGCCCGUGGUGCUUCGUCGGUAAAAAGAAUCUCGACAAAGCCAUAGCUCAAUCCGACACUAAAUACGAUUUCCAGAUCAAAUGGCAUCCGUAUAUGCUAAACCCUACCGCGCCAAAGGAAGGCGUGGUUAAGAAGGACUAUUACCUUAAUAGGUUCGGGCCUCGAUCGAUUCAAAUGGAAGCUCGAAUGACCGAGAUGUUUAAGGGUCUUGGCAUGGAUUACGACACUUCCGGGCUUACUGGAAAUACUCUGGAUAGCCAUCGGCUGAUAUAUUUUGCCGGGACGCAAGGGCUCGAUAAGCAGCAUAAGCUUGCUGAAGAGCUUUGCCUCGGCUACUUCACUCAGGGGAAGUAUAUAGGUGACAGGGUAUUUCUGGUAGAAGCUGCCAAAAAGGUCGGAGUAGAAGGAGCAGCUGAGUUUCUUGAAAAUCCCAACAACGGGUUGAAGGAGGUUAACGAGGAUCUGAAAAAACAUUCGGCACAAAUUAGUGGAGUCCCGCAUUAUGUGAUAAACGGGAAGUAUCAGCUGAGCGGUGGUCAACCACCUGAGAACUUCCUAAAAACUUUUAAAGCUGCCGCGAGUGAUUAGUACCUAAGAUUCUCCGAGAAAAAAAGAUCGAUUCCUUUUCUUGCUGUAAUAAUAUUGUGUUUGACUGGUUUGAAAUUCUCUGUGUGUGGUCUUUAUUCAUAUGUUCAUGAAUUUCUCAUUAAUAGCAAACAAAUAAAACAUGGUGAUCAAUGUAUGUAUUUGCUGCUACAAUAUAUGUAUACCUAAUUACAAUCUUGUACUGCUGUUGUUGUUUCGAU
Messenger RNA from Erythranthe guttata (spotted monkey flower), 985 nucleotides. RefSeq names its product Thioredoxin superfamily protein. Lineage: Eukaryota; Viridiplantae; Streptophyta; Magnoliopsida; Lamiales; Phrymaceae. Gene Ontology annotation, molecular function: oxidoreductase activity. The record is from RefSeq and is a predicted model, not a curated record.